CAUCAACACCAAGCUGAAGGCGCUCAACAAGCCGGCCUUCUCGCCGCCUGAGGGUCGGCUGAUCCACGACAUCGAGAAGACGUGGACGCAGCUGGACAAGGCCGAGCACGCGCGCGAGGUGGCGCUGCGCGCCGAGCUGCAGCGUCAGGAGAGGCUUGAGCAGCUCGCCUACAAGUUCGAGAGGAAGGGCGCACUGCGCGAGGGUUACCUGAAGGAGAUGAUUCAGGUGCUGUCCGACCCGCGCUACGGCAGCAACGUCACACAGGUGGAGGCCACCGUGAAGAAGCACGAGGCCAUCAGCGCCGACAUCCUGGCCAGGAGGGAGCGGUUCGCCGACCUGGUCAGCAUGGCCGACGAGCUGGAGCGGGAGGGCUACCACGGCGCGGAGCGGGUGCGCAGCCGCGAGCAGCAGGUCACUAACAGGUGGCAGCACCUGCUGCAGCUGCUUAACAAGCACAAGCAGACGCUGUCCAGCUUCUCCAGCUUGAUGACGAUCCUGCGGGAGAUCGACACGGUGACGACCACCAUCCGCGACAUGGAGAGUCAGGUGCAGUCGGAGGCGGCGGCCGGUCACUUGCUGGCUGUCGAGGACCUGAUCCAGAAGCACAGCCUGAUGGAGUCGCAGAUCUCCAGCAUCGGCGAGACCAUCCAGCGGCUCAACAAGCAGGCCAACCAGUUCAUCGCCGCCGGACACAAGGAGACGCCCGCGCUCCAGAAGAGGCUGCAGACGCUCAACGACGAGUACAAACACCUAGUGGACGAGAGCGGCCGACGCAGCGAGCGGCUCGACGAGUGGCGCAGCUAUCUGCAGUUCGUGCAGGACUGUGAGGACGAGGAGGCCUGGCUGGUGGAGAAGCAGCGCAUCUGCACGGCCGGCAUCACCGCCAAGGACCUGCGUGCCGUGCUCGCCAUGCAGCAGAAGCACAAGGGGAGUGGCAGCACUGGUAGCCCGUAUAAGGCGCUGGAGGACGAGAUGCGGGUACGGCGGCCCAAGACCGACAAGAUCUGCCGAGCCGGCGAGCAGCUGACUGAGGCCAAGCACCCGCAGAGCGCCGACAUCCACGCCAGGAUCGUGAGUCUGAAGCAGAAGUACGCCGAGCUGGAGGAGCUGGCCGCCCAGCGGCGCCGACAGCUGGCCAAGGCCGCCGAGGCUUACCAGUUCUACUCGGACGCCAACGAGGCCGAGUCGUGGCUGAAGGAGAAGAGGCCGCUGGUGGCGUCGGCCGACUGCGGCUCCGACGAGCCCAGCGCCGCCUCGCUGCUCGCCCGGCACAAGGACACGGUGGGCGAGAUCAACGCGUACCGCGACGACAUCACGGCGCUGGCGGCGCAGGCCGAUAAGCUGCAGAAGGCCGGCAUCACCUCCCUCAGCCUGUCCGGAGCACCCGAGCUGGCCGAGGUGGAGGAGUGGAGCCAGGAGACGCGGCUCGUGCCCAAGGAGGUGUGGGAGGACGAGCCGGUGGAGCGCACCGAGCACCACAUCGUCACCGAGGAGCGCAAGAUCCCGCAGGUCAAGGCGCUCUACCCCUUCCAGGGCCAGGACAUGCAGAUGGCCAAGGGCGAGGGCUAG
Molecule: messenger RNA, 1570 nt
Organism: Pollicipes pollicipes
Lineage: Eukaryota; Metazoa; Arthropoda; Thecostraca; Pollicipedomorpha; Pollicipedidae
Product: spectrin beta chain, non-erythrocytic 1-like
Exons: 11
Coding region: 218-1570 (450 amino acids)
Molecular function (GO): protein binding
Source: RefSeq, a predicted model, not a curated record